Molecule: messenger RNA, 3606 nt
Organism: Petromyzon marinus (sea lamprey)
Lineage: Eukaryota; Metazoa; Chordata; Hyperoartia; Petromyzontiformes; Petromyzontidae
Gene: GSAP
Product: gamma-secretase activating protein
Biological process (GO): positive regulation of amyloid-beta formation
Cellular component (GO): trans-Golgi network
Source: RefSeq, a predicted model, not a curated record
UGUGGACGACUCUUGGCAAGAAAACACGGGCAGCGUGCAGCGAGUGCAAAGGUCAAUCUCAAGCCGUGAAACACUUAUUUACCAGAGUGCUGCCAGUAAGCGCAUCGCAGGGAAGGCGCUUGGCUAAAGUUUCACUCGGGUGUACGCAUCGUCUCACCACCACCAGGGAGGGUCAGAGGUCAACGGCGCUGACUUGUUGAGUGUCGGGCAGGCAGCUGGGAUGUAACACACGGAGAGCCACCACGUGUCCGUGCGGCUUCCCGCUAUGCCGCACGAAUCGCAUCGUUGGAAGGUCGCCGCUCGUCACGAAUGAACCACGACACCUCGCUGAUCCCGUCAAGGAGCAACAAGCCACCAUCACGCCACCUCCCUCCGGUCAUCGUCUGGAACGCGCUUCACUUCCGAUGCGCUGUGGCGAUCCGCAGUCUCCCACAGCACGCGGGACGACGCCUCUCGCACGCGGGCUGCUGGACGACACGCGGUGGGGUGGACGACACGCGGCGGGGUGGACGACACGCGGCGGGGUGGACGACACGCGGUGGGGUGGACGACACGCGGUGGGGUGGACGACACGCCAUGUACGCCAUGGACUGCUACCUCGCUCUGCGCACGGCCGCCAGCAGAGCCCUCGCGCACGGAGCGGGCAACGUGUCCCGAAGCUCAGAAGUGAAUUGCUUGAAUGUGGAGGCCGAUGGGAGUGUGCUGUACUCUUUCAAAACGAGGCACUUCCGCCAGCAGGUCUCCGGCAAGAAGGUUCGCUGCAUCGCUCUGUACGACGCCAAGAGCAAGGAGAAUAAGGUUCUGCACGCACUCCAGGGAGGAGGAGAAGGAGGAGAAGGAGGAGCAGGAGAAGGAGGAGGAGAAGAAGGAGGAGGAGAAGGAGGAGGAGGGGACGUCCUGAGCGGCUCCGUGAACGCGCGGCACUCGCUGCUCGCGUUCGUGACGGGCGCCGCCACCUCCACCUCCACGGGCGCCGCGCGCCCCGAGGAUCCCGCGGGGUCCUCUUGGUUCCAACCCCCGGCGGAGCGGCCGGCCUCGACGGAGUCGCCCGGCACGGGAGCGCCCCCCGGGGCCCGCGCCUUCGUGGUGGAGCUGCCCGGAGGGAGGCCGAGCGAGCUGCAAGUGGAGGGCGACUCCAGCUGGUGCCAGUUCCUGUACGGCAGCAGCGGCGAUGAUCGUGAGCAAGAAAGCCACCUCCUGGUGACCUCCGACACUGGAAGGGUCCAACUCUUCCACGUGAGACCCAGCGGCAGCGACGCGGAGAGUCCACAGGGCGCGGCGGGAGUGUUCGUGAUGCGCUGCGGUGCGGGGGGUGCGGCGCGGCCAGGCUCCUGCGACGAGGUGGUGUGUCGCUUCGUCGCCGGCAAGCAGCCCGGCACGGCGGCGGCGGCGGCUUCGGCGAAGGACCCUCCGUACAGCGCCGCCCCCAGUGAGCUUGUGCUCCCCGCGUGUGCCUGGAGCCAGUGGGACCCACGGGGCCAAAGGCUCUUCUACCUGCUCAGCGCAGCGCAGGAGCAGCAGCAGCAGGAAGGUGGAGGAGGAGGAGGAGGCGGUAGUGGCGGUGGUGGGGGUGGCCCCACUCUGCGAUGCCUUCAAUUCUACCCCGACCGCUUGUACCAGCUCAUGUUGGAGCUGAGUUUGCCUUCCUGCGCCUGGAGCCCGGACCGCCGGUUUGUCAACGCGAGCGCGCCCUCAGGCCAGCCGGCGGACUUCCCGUCGCUGCGCGUCGUGUGUGGAGAGUCGGGAGCGCUGUGCAUCUGCUAUCAAGAGGGGCCGGCGAGGCAAGCCGUGCGCUAUUCCAUCCUCAUGGUCCAUCACGGAUACUCGUUUGGGUUCGAGGUUGAUGCCGGCUCCGUGGCUUUCCAGCGGGAACUGCUGCUCUUCACACCCCUCGAUGGGUUUGUGGCCGUGAGCCUGCCGGGGAGAUUCCUGCAUCUCGUCAACGUGGACCACCCCUGGCUGCCCUGCCACAGCCUCUUCCUCGAAGGCCGCGACCUCUCCACGUUCCUGCGCAACUUUGUGACGGCACCCGACCUGCGCACGCUGGGAGACCUCUACACUAGCCGCUCGGCGGGGACGCUGCACCGGCUGGGCGCACGUCACGCCACCACCGCCGCCACCGCCACCACCGCCACCACCACCGCCGCCGCUUCCGCCCCACAGCUGGGGGCCACGCUGCGCCGCUGCCGGCGGAGCGGCCACCGCAUGGCCGCCCUGCACGCCGCCCUGGCGUCCGGGGAGCGCCACGGAGCCAAGGAGCAGGCCCUGCGCUUCCUGUGCAGGAGCUGUCGCGAGCCGUCCACGCACCUCCUGCAGGAGUUUCUCGUCGCAUCUGUGCUGGGGGAGAUGGCGGUGAGGGAAGGAGCCGCGGACGCGAUCCCCUUCCUGCCCUGCACGGCGCUCACCACGUGGACCGAGGAAAUUCCUGGACUCACAGCGACGCAGGAGAAGAUUCCCGACGUCGCGAACGCUCUCAAGCACAAGGCGAGCGGCCCGGGGUUCUGGAGCGGCCUGGAGCGGCGCGUCGCCGUGCCGGACGCGGCCCAGCGGCGCUACCGGCUCGGGAGCGACCGGCGCGCCCUGCGGGACCUCGUGGCGGCCCACGCGGCGUCUCGGGGCAGCGGGCAGCGGGUCGGCGAGCUCCUCACCCUGGCGAGGAGGGUCCUGUCGCUGUCUGCCUCCUGGAGCAAAGGAGGACGGGGCAGCCUGCCGCUCUUCCAGGAGGAGGAUCCGGAGCAGAUGCUGGCGGCCGGCAUGCUGGUGGAUGACCUGCGGACCCACCUGCAACGCUGCCUGCCCACGCUGGGCAGGAGGGCACUGGAGGACAUCGCCCUGAGCUACGUGCAGAUCCAGCUGCAGCAGGUGACCCAUCUGCUGGAGUCGGUCUGGGCGGCCUACGGAAUCACCUGGGACUCCGUGUGUCUCAGUGCCCGCAAGGCGGGGACAGCGGAGGCCGGGAUGCUGCCGCUCGUCCUGCGGCUGGGGGACGCCGCCGCACAGCUCGGCUUCCCUCUCCCUGGCGGCUUCAAGAGCCUGCAGUGCACUCUGGGUUACCGCAGCAUGCCCCUCCACUCGUUCCUGCUCAUGGUGGACCAGGGGACGCUGCAGCUCACCGACUCCUUCGUGCAGAGACUCUUCCACGACUUGGACGACAGCCCGAAGAAUGAGCAGGCGAAGUAUGCGGUUCUGUCUCGGCUAUCGCAGCCCCAGGCCGACGCGGUCUACCAGCUGUGGGAGAGUCCGGCCGCGUCGUUCAGCCUGGCGCAGCGCUACGCCGCACGGCUGCAUGCGCUCGGCCCCUGGGCGAGGAGGCGGCAGGACCCCGCCGCCGCCGCCGCCCCCCCCGAGAAGGAGUCCUCGCAGAGCGACUUCCUCCCGCUGCGCAGCUUCAUCGACCGCCUGCUGGACAUCGAGCGCCAAGUGGCCGGCCACGAGCAGGAGGUGGCGGGCUGCGUCGACGCUCGCUUCGUGGAGGAGGUGGCACUGAAGCAGUCGCUCGACGCAGCCAAGAGGCGCUCCUCCCCCCGGUGAAACCCGGCAGUGGUGGCGGUGGCGGUGUGGUGGCGGUGGCAGUGUGGUGGUGGCGGUGUGGCGGUGGCGGUGUGG